AGGCCCAGUUCGAGUACUCCAAAAAACCGUGCGCAAGGAAAGAGCAAGAGCAGCGGAGCAGUCCUUACUCCUUCUGCUUCGCCGAUAUCGUGAAAACCCCACGCCAAAAACGACAAACGAACUCCAGACGGGCGACGCCGCGACGGGGCGACGAGCGACGGCCAUCUUCACUGCCGGACGGCCAGGACAGGACGGCGCACGGCGGCGGCAGGCUGCUACUCUAAAUCCUCUCAUUUCUCUCUGUCAUCAAACAAGCUAAAAGCUAUCCCUCUUAAUAAGAAGAUACUUUUGAAGUUUUGAGAAGAGGAUAUUUGGGGUUUUUUCGUAACAUAAAAAAGGAAAAGGGCUGCCUAAGUCAAUAAAGUCAUAAGUGGUUAAGAGUUCAGGUCUACUCAGUGCCACAACCUUGUUCCUAAACAAAGGCUCCCCUCUACAACAUCACAUUUGAAACACAGAAGUGUACUACUUAAGCUGGAGGUGAUAUCAGGCUCUUCUUGUGGUAUUUUAUCGCCUGCGGACACAUCUAUUAUGUAGAUGAUAUAGUCAGCCAACUCCCGGAAUUACCCAAGCUGACCUCCUUCUUAUAAACAAGACUGAUCUGGCAGCAGCUGUUGGAACAGAUCUCUCUGUUAUGGAGUGUGAUGCACUUCGCAUGCUGGAUGGUGGUCCUUUUGUGUUUGCUCAGCUAGAUCCGUCCCUGGUCGCUCGUGCUUCAGAGCUCAUUGUUGGAUCUUCGUUGCUCGCAGAAAGCUCUGGAAGCCGGAGCUUGGACCUGUACGCUGAAGCUUGGACGGUUGGAGGACUGCUGGGCUUCAGCAAUUGGGCCGUUGGGCUUCUGGACUGGAGCAGCUGAACCUGGACUGAUGGAGCUGCUGGGCUGCUGAAAAGCUACUAGAUUGCUGAAGGAGCUGCUGGACUGGGCCAAUUGGACUGCUGGGCUGAAGCUACUGCUGGGUUGAUGGACCUGGAGGUAGUCAAUGCCGGUCAACACCGGUCAAUGCCGGUCAACACCGGUCAACGGUGGUCAACGCCGGUUAAACUCAGUCAACAGUCCGAAAAAUCCCAAUUUUAAUUGGGUAGGUAAGGUCGAAACUCUUUCCUAGGGUUUCGCUAAGGUAAAUUGGCUAUAAACACCCUAGGUGCACCGGGUGCCUCCGGAUUUAAUUUAUUCCCCCUCCCCGUGGGCCGCCGUUAUAUUGUAUCCUGGCCGCCAACAACCAGGUGCGUUUUCUAAACCCUCUCCUUUGUGGCAGAUUAUUUUAGUUGAUUAAAUUGAAUUGCAAAGUGUUGUUAAUUUCAAGUCUUGCUGCUAGGAGUUGUUUUAUGUGCCAAACUGUCCAAAAUUGCUAGUUGUUGCAUGCUGCCCAGGGUCAUUAAAGUGGAUACUUUAUAGCCCAGGUUGAUUUAUUUUCUGUAAAAUUUGUUUGUGUUGUUUUGUGGUUGAUACCAUGACUGCUAAUCAGUAUGGCAUGCUUCCGUUUAACGGAAAAACGGAUUUUGACAUAUGGAAACAAAAAAUGAACGAAAUUGCUAAGCAAAUUGAAAUGAACGAAAUUGCUUGUUCUACUAUUUACUUGAAUCUGCUUGAUUGUGUGCUUAGGAAAGUGGGUAUUCUUGAAUCCGCUAAGGCUUUGUGGGAGAAAUUGGAUAAUCUCUAUAUUGAUAUCUCUUUGCCUGAGAAGUUGUUUUUACUUGAGAAAUUCUUUAGAUUUAGGUUUGACCUGACUAAGGAUUUAGAUGAGAACCUGGAUGUGUUUAAUAAAGUAAUAAACUGAUACUGAAUAUCAAACAGGCAGGUGAUAAACACAUAGACGAUUAUACUCCCAUAGUGUUACUUAAUGACAUUCCUGACUCUUAUAAUGAUGUUAAGUCCGCUAUUAAAUAUGGUAGGGAUGAGAUUUCGCUAGAUAUUGUCGUUAAUGGGUUAAGGAGUGAUGAAUUAGACUUGAACCAUGCUAGGGGUAGUCAUAGUCAGUCCAGGGACCCCGAUGAGGCUAUGUUUGUUAGAGGUAGAUCUAAGAGUAGGUCUAAGCACUUUAAGCAAAAUAGUCAAAGUAAGAACACUAGUCAGCCAUGGAGGAAGAGGAACAAAUCUAGGAAGAGAGUGUGUUACAAUUGUGGUAACGCUGGCUGAUAACGCCAUUAAGGAUUGCCCUAACCCUAAGAAGACCGAGCAUGCUAAUGUAGCUGUUGAUAGAUGUGACCUUGGUGAGGUUUUGAUGGUUUGUGACCAUGUUAAUUCUGUGCGUAAUUCCCUGUCUGAGCAUGAAUGGUUGAUUGACUCUGGUUGUACCUAUCACAUGUCCCCCUUUAGAGAUUUGUUUUCUACAUAUGAAGUAUGUGAUAGUGGUUAUGUUUCCUUGGCUGAUCAUAAGAGAUGUAAUGUGCUUGGUGUUGGUGAUAUAUGUCUGAAAUUUUCUUGUGGCUCUGUGUUUACCAUUAAAAUUGUGAGGCAUGUUCCUGAUUUGUGUCAUAACUUGUUAUCUGUUGCUGCUUUGGAGAGUAAUGGUUUACAGGGAAAAUGGGGGAAUGGUUGCAUGAAAAUCCUGAAAAAUUCUCUUGUUUUGUUUAAUGCUGAGAAGGUGAAUAACCUUUAUGUGUGUUAUGCUAAACCUUUUGCUGAUUCUGUGAAUGUUGUAUGUGCUGAUAAGACCUCUUUGUGGCAUAAUAGGCUAGGGCAUAUGAGCAAUAAAAGGGUUUAGAUAUCAUGCAUAAGUCUGGUUGUUUUGGUAAAGACACUGUGACUUCUGUGCCUUUCUGUGAAUCAUGUGUGUUCGGCAAGCAGCAUAGAGUUAGCUUUCCUAAUCCUCUUACCCUAAUCUGUCUAACUGUUCAUCUGUACUUGAAUAUGUUCAUGCCGAUGUUUGGGGUCCUGCCAGUGUUCUUACUCAUGAGGGUAGGAAAUAUUUCCUUUCUAUUAUUGAUGAUUUCUCUAGGAAGGUGUGGGUUUGCCUUUUAGAACACCGGUCUCGUCCCCGCUCCUCACGGAUGAGGAACGUUGCUUGACUCUUUCAGAUCGGCCUCAGUGCCGACAUCUUUACAUGGCCCUUGACCCCUUGGUACAGUGCCAUUAUUAUAUUUGAAGACCGGCCUCGUCCCCGCUCCUCACAGAUGAGAACCGUUGCUUGACUCUUUCAUAUCGGCCUGAGUGCCAACAUCUUUACAUGGCCACCGACAUCCGGGUACGGUGCCAUCAUCAUAUUCACAGACCGGUCUCAUUCCGUGCUGCGGGGAUGAGGACCAUUGCUAGGAUAUUCUUGAUCGACCGCUCGGCACGACGUGAUUAUCUUUUUUAAAGAUAGGUCGCAUCCCCCGCGCUCUGCGGAUAUGAGUCGUUGCUCGAAUGUUUCGGCCUGACACUAUUGUCCUCCUCUUAUCAGGGCCAACUGCUCAGUGACAAUAUGAUUAUCUAUCAAUAUCAGCUCCUAAUGCCGAAUUUAUCGAGUUAGCGAUCGGGCUCACCACUCCCCUCCCGGAUGGUGACCAUCGCCUUCGCAUCACGAUUGACUCUACAUCGCCUCAUCAUCAUAUUUUGGACCGGUAUCCCAGCACCAUCAGAUUUGGCACUUCUUUUAUUCGUUCAGGGAACCAAGAAACGACUACCCCCCUCAAAAAAAAGAGGGGGAAAAGGGAAUCUCGAAAAAGAUAAACCUGUUCUUCAUUAAGAUUAUAGGCCUUGCACAACACGACCUCAAAGGCUGAGCUGCGAAGCACAAGCCCAACUGGAAGUGCAGAGGACCGGUAAGAGGGUGUUUGAAUGAAACCCAAGGAAUUUUGAAAGGAAUAAACAUGUUCUUCGUCAAGAUCAUAGGCCUCGCGCAGCACAACCUCAAAGGCCAGGUUGCAAAGCACAAGCCCAACGGAAGUGCAGAGGACCACUGAGAGGGUGUUUGAACGAAAAUUAGAAAAUCUCCCCUAAAAAAGGUGCUUUGAGGCCGUGCACGAGUGUAACACUUGAGAUUAAUUUAAAAAAUGAUUAAUAGUACUACUCAUACAAACAAGUUGCAUCUCCUUUUAAGGGAGCUCAUCAGCAAAGAACUCCAAAGUUAAGCAUGCUUGCACGAGAAUAGUCUUGCGAUGGGUGACCUCCCGCGAAGUUUCUCAGGGCACACACAAGUGAGGGCAAUGUGCGCGGAAAAGGCUAAUGGCGGUUGUUUUGACAGUUUUAGAGGUCUGGAGAGAUGUCUGGAGUAACUAACUCGAGUCCUGCGGGGCUGGGGUGUUACAGGUGGUAUCGGAGCAACCCUGCGACAGUGUGCUGAUCCUUUGGAUCAGGCGAGCACUUAGCAGGGGAAGAUUCUGGGAUAUGAUUGAGAUUGAAUUGGUUUAUAGGCGCAACGAGGACAUUGUGAUCCCAAGUGGGGGUGAUUGUAACACUUGAGAUUAAUUUAAAAAAGGAUUAAUAGUACUACUCAUACAAACAAGGUGCAUCUCUUUUAAAGGAGCUCAUCAGCUAAGAACUCCAAAAUUAAGUGUGAUUGCACGAGAGUAGUCUUGCCAUGGAUGACCCCCUGGGAAGUUUCUCAGGGCACGCACGAAUGAGGACAAAGUGCGCGGAAAAGGCUAGUGGCGGUUUGUGAGUACAUUACUAGAGGUCCGGAGAGAGGUCUUGAGUAACUAACUCGGGUCCUGCGGGACUGGGGUGUUACAAAGAGGGAUCCCGAAAAGGAUAAAUCUGUUCUUCAUCAAGAUCGUAGGCCUCACGUAGCACGGCCUCAAAGGCCGAGUUGCGAAGCACAAGCCCAACUGGAAGUGCAGAGGACCGGUGACAGGGUGUUUGAACAAAACCCAGGGAAUUCCGAAAGGAAUAAACCUGUUCUUCAUGAAGAUCAUAGGCCUCGCGCAGCACGACCUCAAAGGCCAGGCUGCAAAGCACAAACCCAACAGAAGUGCAGAGGACCGGAGAGGGUGUUUGAACGAAAACCAGGGAAUUCCGAAAGAAAUAAACCUAUUCUUCAUCAAGAUCAUAGGCCUCACGUAGCACGACAUCAAAGGCCAGGCUACGAAGCACAAGCCCAAUGAAAGUGCAGAGGACCGGUGAGAGGGUGGUUGAAUGAAAACGGAGGAUCACCCAUUCCAUCUAGGAUGGGGACCACCGUCUGAUGCAGCAUGAUCGGUUCCUCAGUGCCAUCGUGUCUAGUUCACGGUCGGGCUCGCCCAUUCCUUCCAGGAUGGGGACCACCGUCUUAUGCAGCACGAUCGGCCCCUUAGCGCCAUCAUGUGUAGUUCAUGUUUGGGAUCACCAUUCCUUUCUAGGAUGGGACCCGCCACUUUAUAUCACGCCUGACAUACCCUCUCAUACAUUACGUGGAUUCAUACAUUCAUGCAUCAUAUCUCAUACAUUCAUGCGUACACACAUACAUCGUAUCUCGUCCUCUCCAUGUCGUCGGUUUUAUAUGUACAGAGGCCUCUAAGCUUCUCAACUAAGAAAAACCGGGUCAGAGUCCUUUACUCUCGCCUGAUACAUUCAGGGGGAGAAUGUUCGGGGAAGAGCAUCCCUUGCCCGAUAUAGUCGGGAGGGAGAGCGCCUUACCGGCAGAUUAUGUUCAGAGGGGCAAAUACCCACUCAUGUAGUAGGAUUAUUCAAAGACACAGGUUCAAGAAAGAUAAGGAAGAGUGCGAGCAAUAGUAUACUUUCUCGAGCAGAUUCGCACGCUCACUACUCAAAAAAAUGGGGGACUUGUGUUGAGGUAUAUUAUCCCGGCCUACCAUUAUUCAGGAGCCCAAGACAUUACCUAGUACGGAGUCUGAUCAGUGAGGCCCGUUGUCAGCCUUUUCUGGCCUGUCUUGGCCGUUUGGGCCCAUUUUGGUCCACUUGGCCCGUUAGGGUAGUUUUGCACCCUCCCCUCUAUUUUCUAUAAAUAGAGGGCUUCCCUCCUAUUUUUAGGGAUCCUUUUCUCCCCCCCCCCCCCCCCCUCUUCUCUCUAGUGAGUAGCAAAAUACUCCAUGGUGGCGAGGAGAGCAAUAAUAAAAUGAGAGGCAUUAGACAUUAGCCUAAAAAGUUUCGUGAUUUUCUCCAUUUCCGGGUUUCCACGUAAAAACAGAGUAAUCAUACCAUAUUUAUAUCUAUAUUAAUUAUAUCGUGUUGGAUUAAAACUCAACACACACAUGUGUGUGUGUAUGUAUGUAGCCAUGUUAUAUGAUACUAGGAUGAGUUGCUAGUCAAUCCAGUUAUCUUGGCAAUAAAAUGAUCAACAACAAAUUUGUUAAGCAUAAUGGAGGUAAAUAAUGUUGGUCCUCAUAUCCUAUUUUUGGUGUAGAAGUAAGGGUUUUCAGUCAUUUACUUAAUUGUUCACUUCGAAUAUUGUUAACAUUUUACACCUGCCUGUCUGCAUCAGUAGACUUUCAAGCAUGGAAACAUGUGUUUUUCUCUGACAAUUCUAUCCAAAAAUGUUUCAUACUAUGCUAUAGCCAUUCUUCGGUUUACAAAUAUGUAAUAAUUCAUUAUUCUCAGAAGAGACUUCCUUCAUGAUUGAGGCUUUUGCUUCUCAAGAUUUGUUAGAUGUUUUGGAUGACAUGUAUCAUUAUAUGACUAUUUUUAACAAUGUUAAAGCGUAGUGUAAUCAUCACUAUUAUUGUUGACGUUCUUUGGCUGUAUGCAUUUCAUUUGAAUUUUAAGAAAGUGAAAUCAUUAUGAACAUACACAUAUCCCAAUUAAGCUACUUAUAUUUUUAUACUAACAUUUUUCUUUUAUGAUUUCAGAAGUCUGUUGUAAGGAAUAGGAACUAAAUAUAUUAUUUGUUAGAUUAGGAACUGAAGUGAAUAUGACAACAACUCCACACAGUCAUACUUUUAAUUUGAUUUGUUUUGGUAAUGCAGAAAUGGAUAUUACAACACUUCUAGCUCUUCAAUAUCAUUCAAUCUUGAAUGAUAUGAUACCCCCUGAUUUACCCGUUAUUCCACAUGGUCAUGGAAUUGAAGCAUCUCAGAUCUGUCGUCUAGUAACACCAAAGAGGGUUUAAUAUCUUAUCAACCAAAGAGCUUGUUGAGCGUAUACGCCGCAAUCAUAUGAUUGUUUUAAGGUUUUCUUAAACUGAUGGAGAUGUUGUUAAAUAGCGCAAGAAAUGCAAGAUCAAAUUGGACAAAUUCAAGCCCAAAUGGGACAAAUGCAAAUCCAAAUCUGACAUAUUCAAGGAUAAAUGGGACAUAUGCAAGGCCAGAUCAUGGCACUGGUGCUCACUGCCUUGGUGACAUCUCAAAAUGGCCAAUUGAACGCGAUUGUAGGACAAAUAACUAGUCAAGUAGGACAACAAAUUGAGCUUCUAAGUGUAAGGUUGGACACAUCUGCUGCUCGGGCUCACAAUUCCGCAAACACAUCAAAUGCUUUAAACCCUCUUCGUCCAAUAGUGAAAACUAUUCCUAACCAUCCCGACCCACAACCACAUCCAACUUUCCACUUCAAUGUCAACUCAUAUCCAAUUGGCACACCACCCAUAGAUGGACUUGUUCCACACACUUUUGAAGUCAUUAAUGUCAUUGAUAAUCAUCACCACUUUUGAUGCAAAAUAUUGGUUCUAUAACAAUGCGAAACUUGCAAGAGGAGAAACACUUGAUCCAACGACGAUCAACGCUUGCAACCUUUAUGAAGAAUUAGGUUAUUAUUUGUUUCAUUUUCAUUCUUCAUAAUUUUAUAAAUAGUUAUUCUGAUUUGGACAUAUUCAAGGCCAUUUCUGUCCAUUUAUAACUAUUUAUAAAAAUUAUGAAGAAUAAAAAUGGACAAAAGUAAUAACCUAACUCUUCAUAAAUGUUGCAAGCGUUGAUUGUCGUUAGAUCAAAUUUUUGUCUCCUCUCGCAAGUUUUGCAUCGUUAUAGAACCAAUAUAUUACAUCAAAGUGGUGAUGAUUAUCAUUAAUGCAAAAUAUUGGUUCUAUAACGAUACGAAACUUGCAAGAGGACAAACACUUGAUCCAACGACGAUCAACGCUUGCAACCUUUAUUAAGAGCUAAGUUAUUAUUUGUUUCAUUUUCAUUCUUCAUAAUUUUUGUAAAUAAUUAUGAAUGGACAUAAAUGAUCUUGAAUAUGUCCAAAUCAUAAUAACUAUUUAUAAAAAUUAUGAUGAAUAAAAAUAGACAAAAACAAUAACCGUUGAUUGUCGUUAGAUCAAAAUUUUGUCUCCUCUCGCAAGUUUUGCAUCGUUAUAGAACCAAUAUAUUGCAUCAAAGUGGUGAUGAUUAUCAAUGGCAUUAAUGGCUUCAAAAGUGUGUGUAACAAGUCCAUCUGGGGGUGGUGUGCCAAUUGGAUAUGAGUUUUCGUUGAAGUGAAAAGUUGGAUGUGGUUGUGGGUCAGAAUGAUUGAGAAUAGUUUUCAUUAUUGGAUGAAGAGGAUUUAAGCAUUUGAUGUGUUUGCAGAAUUGUGAGCUCGGGCAGCAGAUACGUCUAACCUUACAUUUAGAAGCUCGAUUUCAUGUCUUACUUGGUCAGUUAUUUGUCCUACAAUCGCGUUUAAUUGGCCAAUUUAAGCUAUCACCAAGGCAAUGAACGCUUUAAUUUGGUUUGUGAGUGCCAUUAUCUGACCUUGCAUAUGCCCGCCCCAUUUGUCCUUGAAUCUGUUCGAUUUGGACUUGCAUUUGUCCCAUUUGGCCUUGAAUUUAUCCAAUUUGACCUUGCAUUUGUUGCGGUGUUGUGACAACAUCUCCAUCAGUUUGAGAAAACUUUGAAACAAUCAUAUGAUUGCGGCAUAUACGCUCAGCAAGCUCCUUAGUUGAUAAGAUAUUAAGCCCUCUUUGGUGUUCUUGGAUGACAGAUUCGAGAUGCUUCAAUUCCAUGACCACAUGCUUAGCAGUAGGUAAUUGAUCAGGUGGAAUAGUGGGUGAAGCAGGGGGUAUCAUAUCAUUCAAGAUUGGAUGAUAUUGAAGAGCUCGAAGUGCUUUAAUAUCUAUUUCUGCAUUACCAAGACAAAUCAAAUUAAAAGUAUGACUAUGUGGAGGUGCUGUCAUAUGCACUUUAGUUUCCGAUCUAACAAGUAAUACCUCUAGUUCCUAUUCCUUGCAAUAGACUUCUGAAAUCAUAAAAGAAAAAUGGUAGUAUGAAAAUAUAAGUAGCUUAAUUGGGAUAUGUGUAUGUUCAUAAUGCUUUCACUUUCUUAAGGUUCAAAUGAAAUGCAUGUCAUCCAAGACAUUUAACAAAUCUUGAGAAGCAAAAGCCCCAAUCAUGAAGCAAGUCUUUUCCGAGAAUAAUGAAUUAUUGCAUGUUUGUAAACUGAAGAAUGACUAUAGCAUAGUAUGGAACAUUUUUGGAUACUGAUGCAGACAGGCAAGUGUAAAAUGUGAACAAUUAAGUAAAUGACUGAAAAUCCUCACUGCUACACCGAAACAUAGGCUAGGAGGACCAACAUUAUUUUACCUCCAUUAUGCUUAACAAAUUUGUUAUUGAUCAUUUUAUAUCCAAGAUAACUGGAUUGACUAGCAAUUCAUUCUAGUAUCAUAUAACUUCGCUAC
This is a messenger RNA of Cuscuta europaea, 9437 nucleotides long. Lineage: Eukaryota; Viridiplantae; Streptophyta; Magnoliopsida; Solanales; Convolvulaceae. The record is from the annotation of a GenBank genome assembly.